Messenger RNA from Scleropages formosus (Asian bonytongue), 1313 nucleotides. Its product is annotated as coiled-coil domain-containing protein 69-like. The record is from RefSeq and is a predicted model, not a curated record. Gene Ontology annotation, cellular component: cytoplasm; nucleus. The transcript is spliced from 9 exons. Gene Ontology annotation, molecular function: microtubule binding. Bases 177 to 920 code for a protein of 247 amino acids. NCBI's taxonomy places the organism in Eukaryota, Metazoa, Chordata, Actinopteri, Osteoglossiformes, Osteoglossidae.
AUGCGCGUCAAAUCACGUGAUCCUGACUCGGUCGUUUAAAUUGAUACAGUUACAGGUGGCCGCUAUCGCUUCCAUCCCAUCCCCUCUGUGACCGGUUCCAGUGCACGCGACGGACUGUGACUUCCGAUCCGUUUUAGCGAGCGUAGCGCGCGGAGCCCCGGAGGAGCGGACGGGCCAUGGGGGGUACUCUCAGCAGGGCCAGGAGAACGAAGAAGGGCAAAAGAAGGAAGCAGGAGCUCAAGGAGAUCACCUCACAGGAUGUGACUGUUAAGAUCUUGCUGGAGAAGCUUCAGGAGCAGCAACAGGACCUGAAGUUCCUGCACGACAUCCUCUCAGCAGCAAGCAGUACACAGACAGAGAUGGUGAUCCAAGUCCCCCAGAAUGAACUCCUCCAGUUGGUCCAGGUCCUCACUGAGAAGGUGAAAAGCAAUACAGAAGAUGAGUUUGAGGGUCGAAUCCGGAUCCUGACCGAGGAGCACCAGGUCAAAAUGGAAGAAGUGCAAAGAAAGCAUGAAGAGGAGAUGAAGUCAGUGAUGGAGACUUUGCAGGGAGAAGAUGCCCCACAUCAAGGUGAGGCAGAGGAGAUAUUGGCUCAGUUCCAGGCUUUCCGAAAGCUGCAGAGGAGAGUGGAGGAAAGCACAAUGAAGCGAGAUCUACAGGUGAACAUCCAGGCACAAGGCAGCCCAGGUGCAUUCUGGGAGCAGGAGCUGGAGAGCUUGCUGAUUGUCAUAGAGAUGAAGAACGAGCUCUUCCGGGAGCAGUCAAAGAGACUUAUACAGAUGGAGCACCUGAUGGAGAGGAACCGUUCCUUGGAGGACCGUCUAUCACGUGUUCUUCAGCAGAACGAAGACUUGCUUGCCCGCAUGGAGAAAUCACAGACUUUGAACAAGUGGCUGUCCCGAGGGAGAGGGAGUCUCUAGUGAUUUGGAAGGUCAAUCAUGGUAAAGAAGAGCUUCAGUACAAUCUGCUGCAUAAGAAGUCCCCCUUCUCACCCGGAGCGUGUUACCUUCCCUCAGCCUGCCCAUGAAGCUGACCCUGAACUUUCUAGCAGGCACCCAGGAUUUGGCUCACCAGAGAAACCUAAAGUACCAUCCUGAUGUCCUAUGGGGGGAAUCUUAGUUUUUAAUAUACUUUUAUACUUAUUUUAUAUUAAAACAUUUAUAUUUACCAUCAGUAAUUUACCUGUUACACUUUUGUGGUGGGUAGUUUCAGCCUCUGGAGUGAUUCCUACUCCUGGUAGUCUAGUCCACGAAGAGCCACACCAACCAUACUUUUGCUGUACGUGUAAUAAAUGAAUAUGGAAGUUUGAUGCA